Messenger RNA from Branchiostoma belcheri (Belcher's lancelet), 3626 nucleotides. Its product is annotated as tyrosine-protein kinase receptor Tie-1-like. NCBI's taxonomy places the organism in Eukaryota, Metazoa, Chordata, Leptocardii, Amphioxiformes, Branchiostomatidae. Gene Ontology annotation, cellular component: signaling receptor complex. The transcript has a single exon. Gene Ontology annotation, molecular function: ATP binding; transmembrane receptor protein tyrosine kinase activity. Bases 197 to 3037 code for a protein of 946 amino acids. Gene Ontology annotation, biological process: cell surface receptor protein tyrosine kinase signaling pathway; protein phosphorylation; multicellular organism development. The record is from RefSeq and is a predicted model, not a curated record.
UUGAGUUGGCAUCCAAAUUUUGCUGAUGCUAGUAGUAAAAUUGGAGCGACAAUUUUGCACCAACAACGUAGGUGGAAAAACAACAUACAACGUGUAACUUCCCAAUGGCCUGUAGCUGUUGUGUUACCAACGUAAAAGUAGAGUGGCUCUUAGAGUGGGUCUGACGUACCUAUUGUGUUUCCUUCACGACAGAAUCAUGGCGGUGCACUACCUACAGACGACGCCUCUCAUGAUUGUUAUUUACCUGAUAUUUACUCGCCAGACCUCAGCUACAACAGAAGAGUUUCGAGUCUCCGUACCAGAAAACGUGGCUGUCGGACAGGCCAUAUUUACCCUACCUAGGACCCAACUUCGAGACAAGGCGGAACUUCCGUGUACCAAAAUGGACGGGGAUCCGCAUUUUCGCUUCAACGUGACCAAAAACUGCACCAUUCUGGUCGCCAACCCUCUGGACUGGUCUGUAGAGUCGGCAUAUCUGCUCAACAUUCACAGGGGAUUGUAUAGCACCAGUGUCGAGGUGCAGUUGACUGACGUUAUGGGCUAUCCACCUGUGUACAACGAAACAUGCGAAACACCUACCAAUCCUAAAGGUCGAGUAUCAAAUUUACUCUUUAGUUUUACGUCAAGUGAGGAAGUGCUGACCACUAACGGCGAUGUCCUGUACAUAAAACAGCGUUGGAAGGAUGACUUCUUUCACGGUAAUACCUAUGAUCCUUGGAGGGCUGACACAAACAACAGUGACUGUACUUUCCAUUUAGCUACAUACACAACUUGGGCUGAUACUCUUAUAACAUUAAAAGAUAUAUACGAUAACGGCGUACGUCAACCGACAUGUAGUGUGGGGUCUGAUAAUCACGAUUUGUUAGGUGAGUUGUUUUGGACAUUACGCGACGACGAAUCAAGACUCCAGAAAUACCCUAAGUCGAUCGGAUCCAUCGUAAACGACAUGAGAGCUAGAGAAAACUUUAUCCUGUUUUUAACGUGCAUUUUUCAUGGGAGAGAUGCGAAGUUAUAUUCCUGCAACUUUCCAACAUUUCUACAUCCUCCAGUCAGGGCCUUCCACGGCAACGCCAGGAUAGAAAUAGCAAGCAUUGAAUAUGCAGAUAUAGAAGUACGUCCCAUAGGUUGCCCUAUUGGAAAAUACGGCUUCUUCUGUAAUAAGAACUGUAUCUGUAAGAACGGCGCCCGCUGCCACGGGUUUAACGGCGCCUGCAAAUGUGCCCCCGGCUGGAAAGGAGUGGCCUGUGACAUUCCCAAGCCAGACGUUUCGAUAACCACGACACCUAGCGACCCUCGUCAAAUCUACACUUCCCGCAAUGUGGCUUUUCACUGUAGAGCACACAACCUUGAUACCAAAGUCAUGUCUCUGCGAUUUCCAAAUGGAUCAGAGAAACUGGUUAGUGGCGAGAACCACAUGUCUGUACUUGUCGCAAACAUACAACUUGAAGAUAGUGGUUAUUACAUUUGCGUGGUUCUUGACAAAGAUGGACUCACUUUAAAUGCAUCAAUGGCUCUUGAUGUGCAUUGCCUAUCGAACCGCAAGGGUGCCGAUUGUCACGAAUUGUGUGAUUGCCUGCAAGGUGCCAGCUGUGACCGGAGGGCCGGUUGUGUCUGUCCGCCGGGAUGGACGGGAACCAGGUGUCAGACAAAAUGUCCCCGUGGCACGUACGGUAAAGACUGUACAAAACGCUGCAGCUGCCAGAAUGAGGCGAGCUGCAGUCCUAGCGGAGGAAGGUGUAACUGCACCGAUGGCUGGUACGGAAACAACUGCGGCAAGCCGUGCCCGAGCGGUCUUUUCGGGUGGAGAUGCCAGCAGCCUUGUGUUUGUAAGAACAACGCCACAUGCAACAACGUGGACGGUAGCUGCACAUGUGUAACACCGUGGACGGGACGGUACUGUGACCAAUUGCAGACAAGCAGAGAUCAACCAUUGCUGGAAAUCCUGAUCCCGCUAGGCUCUUUAGUCCUGCUGGUUGCCAUAGUGACGACCAUACUCUUCAAAACAGGAUUUCUGGCUUACUCCGUACCUGAUACAGGCGAGGAAGAAAAGAUACUUUUCGAGCUGAGGAGAAUGGAGCAGGAUCUAGCACAGACUCUACAGCCGGGCUGGCUCGGGCGUUGGGAGAAGAAGGCCCGCCAUCUCACUCCUGGUCCCCUGAUAGGGGAAGGGAUGUUUGGGAAAGUCAGAAGGGCACAGCUACGCACGGCUGGAGGACAGCUAGAUCUAGACGUCGCCGCCAAAGCAGUUCGCGUGGAGGACGCGCAGUCCUAUCGUGACUUCUACAGGGAAGCAGCCAUACUGGUAGCCGUGCACCAAGUGCAGGGACAAGACGACAACGAUCGCAAUGAGUCCAACAUCGUUCGACUUGUGGGGCUCAUCACCAAGUCUGCGGAGAAGUACAUCCUUCUAGAAUAUGCCCCAAAAGGCGAUCUCUUAGGCUUCUUACGAGGGAUAAAGAACAACAAUCAGGAGUAUCUACUGGAAAAUCUUCUAGGAUACGCAGUUCAUGUAGCACGAGCUCUGCAAGAGCUAGAGCGCCUGAGAAUCGCCCAUCGUGACGUGGCCGCUCGUAACGUCCUCAUCACUGCCGAUGACGUGGCCAAGUUGGCUGAUUUUGGACUGGCCAGAGAUGUGUACGCCACCACUCAGUAUGUGCGAGCCAACCGGCCAGGCCUUGACGAACUCCUGCCGCUGAAGUGGAUGGCGCUGGAGUCCAUCGAGACCGGCGAGUACACCUGUCAGAGUGACGUCUGGUCCUUCGGCGUGCUGCUGUGGGAGAUCGCCACGCUGGGACAAGAUCCGUGCUACGAUGGCAGAAUGCAGCUCACUUUUCUUCAGAUGGUAGGGGUCCUGAGGCAAGGGAUAAGGAUGAACAGGCCGCCGGAGUGUCCGGAGGACCUGUACCGACUGAUGAGGGCGUGUUGGCGCGACGUUCCCGCUACAAGACCGACUCCAGAAGGGAUAGAGAAGAGACUGCUGCAACUGAGACGUGCACUGCUCCCACCCGAAGCCAUUCAAAUUGAGACUGCGUUGUAAUUGUGAAUGCCAGUGACCUCCUCGGAGUAUUGGCAUAAGUCGUGUCUGUAUGUUCGCAGCUGUAACUCACGAUCUAUUUGUUGCAUUGUUAUGUAGUUUGGCAUGUCGUCUGAUAGUAUGCGCGAUAUGAUGCACGUUGUUCUCUUCAUACCGUAGCAGUUUUCAUGGGUCAUGUAAUAGUUCACAAGACACCCCAAUUUUGAUGGACUUGUUGAACAGGUCAUUAAUGCCGCGGCCUUCUAGGUGUGCGGUAAUAUAUAGCUGUUUUCCAAGCAGAUAUUGGGUGAUUUGUGCCGGCUGUUUCAUUCACGGUACUAGUAACGUCAUGGCGGAUGACCGAACAGCUGUUCAAAGGUGUUCGAAGGCAUAAAUUGCAACUUCAGUGAGGAAAUCUGUCUGAAGUUGACAUUACUACCAAUGCUUCCCAUAUUUUCAUUAUUUCACACUUGAAGCGUUUGUUCUGCUUGUUGUUUCAAUUUUGUCGGCACGAUACAAAUUAGCCCUCUCUGCCAAAAGUGUUACAACUUCCUUGGGAUUAAUGUCCAAUGGACUUGUUACGCUUCGUAGACUACUGUGGCUAUUGUGUAGU